This is a messenger RNA of Lineus longissimus, 1545 nucleotides long. RefSeq names its product probable acyl-CoA dehydrogenase 6. The coding region runs from base 1 to 1293 and encodes 430 amino acids. Gene Ontology annotation, molecular function: acyl-CoA dehydrogenase activity; flavin adenine dinucleotide binding. Gene Ontology annotation, cellular component: cytoplasm. The record is from RefSeq and is a predicted model, not a curated record. Gene Ontology annotation, biological process: fatty acid beta-oxidation using acyl-CoA dehydrogenase. NCBI's taxonomy places the organism in Eukaryota, Metazoa, Nemertea, Pilidiophora, Heteronemertea, Lineidae. The transcript has 9 exons.
AUGGUAGCUGUUGUCAACAGUGGUUGGCGAUUGCUCCAAAGAAGGCCAGUUAUUGCCUCUAUUUACAGAGUUUCUGUUGCUAAAAAGAGUUCAGCCGCUCCAGAAAAUGUCGAACCCAACACUGAAUCCCUUUUUACGAAUGAACACGCGGAAAUAAGGCGAACUUUGGCCAAGAUCAUUGAAAGAGAUAUCAACCCUUAUGUGGACCAAUGGGAGUCGCAGAAACAGUUUCCUGCACACGAGGUCUUCAAGAAACUUGGCGAGGCUGGGCUACUUGGAGUAAACAGGGAUCCAGCAUUCGGUGGUCUUGGCUUGGACUACAGCUACAGUAUGGCAAUUGCUGAGGAGAUGGGCAACAUUAAUUGUGGCGGUGUGCCAAUGGCUAUAGGAGUUCAAACAGAUAUGGCCACACCGGCCUUGGCAAGAUUUGGUAGUGAUGAACUGAAGCAGCAGUUCUUGGCUCCAACCAUAGCUGGGGAUAUGGUGGCCUGUCUAGGAGUGAGCGAGGCUGGAGCUGGAUCAGACGUAGCAAGUGUAAAGACUUCUGCCGUGAAGGACGGUGAUGAUUAUGUCAUCAAUGGUGGUAAGAUGUGGAUAACGUCAGGACUUCAGGCCGACUGGAUCUGUCUGCUCGCCAACACGAGCCAGGAACCUCCUCACAAGAAUAAGUCACUCAUUUGUGUCCCAUUAAGUUCACCAGGUAUUCAGAAGAUCAAGAUCAAUAAACUUGGAAUGCAUAGUUCAGACACAGCUCAGCUGUUCUUUGAAAAUGUGCGGGUUCCUCAGAGUUAUCGGAUCGGUGAUGAGGGAAUGGGAUUCACGUAUCAGAUGCUGCAGUUCCAGGAAGAGAGAAUGUGGGGGGCAGCAGGAUCUUUGGUACCGAUGGAAAAAAUCAUCAGAGAAACAAUAGAAUACACACGACAAAGGAAAGCCUUCAACCAACCUAUCCUCAACAACCAAACCGUCCACUUCAGACUGGCAGAAUUCCAGACAGAAGUCGAACUACUCAGGGGGUUGUUGUACAGAGCAAUAGGUCUGUACGUCCACGGUAAUGAUGUGACAAAGCUGGCAUCAAUGUGCAAGCUGAAAGCUGGCCGUCUCAUGCGGGAGGUGUUCGAUGGCUGUCUGCAGUAUUGGGGUGGGAUGGGAUUCACCAGUGAUGUACUCGUCAGCAGGUUUUACAGGGAUUUCCGCCUCGUGUCGAUUGGAGCCGGGGCAGAUGAGGUGAUGUUGUCCAUUAUCAGUAAAUACAUGGGCAUCCUACCAAUGCCCCCAAGUGUCAAGCUGAAGUAGUAUACCAGUAUGUGCUGUGUUUGCGUCGAGGGCCAUGAUGCUCGUAAAACAGGUGCUGUAGGCCUAAUGCAAUAAAACAUUGAACACAUUCCGAACGCAUACCAAGGGUGGAUUGUGUCAAUGUCUUUCCCUGUAUCCCUGUUAACUACGGUAUGCAACUACUAGUAAAUUUGUCGAGUGAAUUCAACUGACGUUAUGUGUGAUAUACGAGUCUCAUAUUGAUUUAAAUGAAAUAUGGCUUAUUAAAUUGAA